Molecule: messenger RNA, 1719 nt
Organism: Brassica oleracea var. oleracea
Lineage: Eukaryota; Viridiplantae; Streptophyta; Magnoliopsida; Brassicales; Brassicaceae
Exons: 3
Coding region: 1-1719 (572 amino acids)
Source: RefSeq, a predicted model, not a curated record
AUGUGUUCGUCUUUCAAUUUCCCUCAUCCGACUACUACAGCCGAUGAUCUUGAGAACCUUUAUAAUAUGUAUGGGGUUGACCGUUCCGUCGUCCUCGACUUGGUCGGCACGCAUGAGACUCCCGAAGCCGUGAGAGAAGGCUACUACGGAGCCUAUCUUUCCUUCUUUCAUUCCUGCGGUCUUACCUUCCCGAUCCCGGAGCCAAUACUCGAGGUCCUGGCGGAUCUAGGGUUAUCGCUUACCCAGUUACUCCCGAAUUUUCUUAGACAUCUUGUCGCCUUCUUGGUUAAGGCUAGGGAGGAGGGUCUUGCUUUUGGUCUUAGCGAGUUUCGUCAGCUCGUUCUGGUGAAGCAGAAUAAGCAGAACCCUGGUACUUUCCUCGUGUCUCCGCGCCCAGGUCGCCACGUCAUCGAGGACAUCCCUUAUCGCGAUGAGAAGUGGCCCAAGCAAUUUUUUGUUUUCAAGAUGGAUCGAGCGUUUUCUUCUGGAAGCUCUUCAAUGUCAGAUGAGAUCCGCGAUCUGAUGAGAGUCCUUCGGAGAGGUCGUUCGAACUGGUCUACUUUUGAUCGAACUCGGAUUCAAACUGCCUUCGCCUUGCCGGCGGGGACCGGCAGAGCUCCUUUGGUCGAGGAGUCUGAAGACGAGGCCGAACACUCCCAGGAGGUCGUAGCGACUUCUUCUGUUCAGACCCUGUCUUCAGAUCGACUAACUAGACAUCUUGUGAGGAGAUCGUCGUUUCGAACUUCUGGGUUUGCAUCGAGGGGCCGAGCUUCCGGAAAAUCUCCCUUGAACUCGAUUCAUGAUUCCGACGACAAAGAUGUUUCAGGAGAGACUCGACUUCCUGUCUCGUUGAGUCCUGGCUCAGAAGACGAGACCGUGGCGGCGACUCGUAAGCGACGUCGGUCAUCGGAAGGUGUCUUGCCCGGUCCGUCUCGUCCUAUAUUUGUUUCUGAGGGAGAUGGUUCUUCGUUUGCGGCCCAAAGCGACUUAAUUUCCCUCGCUGGUCACAUGAGGUCUGCGGGUUGUCGUCUCCCAUCUCUCGCUUCCUCAGUCGAGAGGGAAGCCUACGCCAAGGUUUCUGUGGAGAGCUCUAAGGUGAUGGAAGCUUUUAAUGAGUAUGUCGUGACGAUGGAGGAUCAUGUCGUGGCUUCUCGGAACGACAAGGAAAUCGAGAGUAUUGGUUUUGAGAUCAAGAGGCUUUCGAAAGGGCUCGAAGCCACCAAGCGAGAAGGGAAGAAGGAUGCCGAAAAGAUCGAAGCUUUGACUGAAGACCGGAGGAGAGUUCAUCUGGAGAACAAGACUCUCACGUCCCAGAUGGUUGCUCAAAGGGCAAGAAUUGCGGCGCUCGAGGUCGAGAGAGAUCAGGACAUUCGUCGCGCUUCUCGUAUUGCUCGUCGCGAUAUCGCGGCAAAGUAUCAGGAAGUUCUUGAGUUUUUGAAUUAUAGGUGGGCGAGCAAGAAGAAAGAAGUGUCUGCUGAGAUCCGGCUACAAGAAGUGACCGCCAACAUCAAUCUCCUGAACGAGCUUAAGGAUGGGGGCCUGACUGUGGAUGCGGAGCUUGCACAAUUAAAGGGAAUGGAAGGAGACUGCGAGGAUCUUGUCGCCCUAGCCACCAUGCCGGAUUGGUCGAUCUCCAAGCUCGAUUUUCCCCAGGUCUCAGAUGAUUCGGUGGAUCAAGUCGGGGGGUCGUCUGUCCCCGAUGAUUCUGUUUCUAGUUAG